AUGAAUGAUGAUGGAAUUGGAAGAGCAACAGAAGAAACAGUUAGAAUAGUUAAAGCAAAUCAAUUUAAUGAAAAACAUGGAGCAGUUUAUUCACUCGAUUGGAAAACAGAAAAAUACACAAUUGAACCAACACCUGAUGGAAUUAAAAAAUAUUUAACAACACAUUAA
Entamoeba nuttalli P19 is the source of this 168-nucleotide messenger RNA. RefSeq lists its product as hypothetical. The transcript has a single exon. NCBI's taxonomy places the organism in Eukaryota, Evosea, Mastigamoebida, Endamoebidae. The record is from RefSeq and is a predicted model, not a curated record. The coding region runs from base 1 to 168 and encodes 55 amino acids.